Aphanomyces astaci is the source of this 339-nucleotide messenger RNA. RefSeq lists its product as hypothetical. The transcript is spliced from 3 exons. The record is from RefSeq and is a predicted model, not a curated record. Bases 1 to 339 code for a protein of 112 amino acids. Lineage: Eukaryota; Oomycota; Saprolegniomycetes; Saprolegniales; Verrucalvaceae.
AUGGUAACCGCCAUCGAAACGACGUUCAAGCAACAAGAGUCUCCGGAGGCCAGCGGGGAGUCAAUGCACAUGUUGCAGGCGCGAAGCAAAUACGCGAAAAAAGCGAAGCAAAAGACUGGAUACGAUCUCUUCAUGUUGGAAAUGAAGGAUGUUUCCCAAGCUCUCAAGCAAACUGAACCCGAUGCCAACUUCGUGAAGCAAAAUUAUAGUGGAAAGUGGAAGGAGCUCCCAGCAAGUGAAAAACAAGGCUACAAGGAUCGGGCUUCGACUAUGUUUCCGCAGAAUACCGUGGAGCGUGUGACCGACGCCAAUUUGGGCAUCAAAAGAAGAAGCUACUAG